Molecule: messenger RNA, 1005 nt
Organism: Batrachochytrium dendrobatidis JAM81
Lineage: Eukaryota; Fungi; Chytridiomycota; Chytridiomycetes; Rhizophydiales
Exons: 5
Coding region: 1-1005 (334 amino acids)
Source: RefSeq, a predicted model, not a curated record
AUGACAACCACAGGCACAGACUCAUGUAGAGUCUGUCGGGAACCUAUCAUUGGUGCUCAUGUUUCAACAACACAAAAAAAGUACCAUAAAGAAUGCUUUGUAUGCCAUCAGUGUCUUGAACCGUUCAAAAACAACAUUUUUUUCGAAGCAGAGGGAAACUUUUAUUGCGAAGAUGACCAUAGUGUUCUAUAUGGAGCUCGAUGUGCCAAAUGUGGAGAUGUUAUUGUUGGAAAGUGCGUGUCGGCGUUAGAUGCAAAAUGGCAUAUCGAGCAUUUCAACUGUGAAAACUGUGGCAGACCAUUGGUAGGAUCUACGUUUAUUCGAAAGGACGACAAGCCAUACUGUAAGGUAUGCCCUAUUGACUCUACCAAAAAAAAGAAUCCACAAACCCAAGAAAUUUGUGCAAAUUGUAAACGUCAAAUCUUUGAUGGAACUGGACUAUUGUUGCGAGGUCAAGCCUUUCAUGCUUCGCAUUUUACUUGUGCAACCUGCUGUGAAGUGUUAACUAGCACUGCAAAAGAAUACGAAGGCAAGCUAUUCUGUAUGGCAGAUUAUGAAAAGAACAUGGCGCAGAUUUGCUAUGCGUGUCGCAAGCCAAUUGUUGGUCGAUCCACAAGCGCAAUUGGAAAAAUCUAUCAUCCAGAGCAUUUUUCUUGUUGGAAAUGUGAAAAACCUUUUGACGGUGCACCUUAUUUUGAAUUAAACUCGCAACCUUACUGUGAAGCACAUUAUAAAGAGCUGACUGGAUCUGUAUGCCAAUAUUGCAAAUCUGCUGCAAAAGGAAACGUUGUUUCUGCACUUGGCACUCGCUGGUGUGAACAACAUUUUAUGUGUAUGGGCUGUUUUUGUGCACUAGCCGAUGGAAAAGUCAGGUUUAUGGAAUGGGAUAACAAGCCAAUGUGCAAACGGUGCUAUGAAAAGCUCCCAAGUGAUGUACGCAAAAAUGUGUCAAAAUAUAAAGAAUCUGAAAAAAAGUUUUUGCCUAUUAUGGAAUAUGGACGAUAG